Molecule: messenger RNA, 1361 nt
Organism: Ornithorhynchus anatinus (platypus)
Lineage: Eukaryota; Metazoa; Chordata; Mammalia; Monotremata; Ornithorhynchidae
Gene: IRX1
Product: iroquois homeobox 1
Biological process (GO): neuron differentiation; cell development; regulation of transcription by RNA polymerase II
Cellular component (GO): nucleus
Molecular function (GO): RNA polymerase II cis-regulatory region sequence-specific DNA binding; DNA-binding transcription factor activity, RNA polymerase II-specific
Source: RefSeq, a predicted model, not a curated record
GGCGGCGUUUGCGCUUCGGAGAUGUCCUUCCCCCAGCUGGGCUACCCGCAGUAUCUGAGCGCUAGCCCGGCGGUCUACGGGGGCGAGCGACCGGGGGUCUUGGCCGCCGCCGCCGCCGCCGCCGCCGCCGCGGCCGCCGCCUCCUCCUCGGGUCGCCCCGGGGCUACCGAGCUGGCCAGCGGCUCGCCCGCCGUGGCCUCCGUCCUGGGCAUGUACGCCACCCCCUACAGCGCGCCCAACUACAGCGCCUUCCUGCCCUACACCGCGGACCUCGGCCUCUUCUCCCAGAUGGGGUCCCAGUAUGAACUAAAGGACAACCCCGGGGUCCAUCCGGCGACUUUCGCCGCCCACACCGCCCCCGGCUAUUACCCCUACGGCCAGUUCCAGUACGGAGACCCGGGCCGGCCCAAGAACGCCACCCGGGAGAGCACCAGCACCCUGAAGGCCUGGCUGAACGAGCAUCGCAAGAACCCCUACCCCACCAAGGGCGAGAAGAUCAUGCUGGCCAUCAUCACCAAGAUGACCCUCACCCAGGUGUCCACCUGGUUCGCCAACGCCCGGCGCCGCCUGAAGAAGGAGAACAAGGUGACCUGGGGCGCCAGGAGCAAGGACCAGGAGGACGGCCACCUCUUCGGCAGCGACAACGAAGGGGACCCCGAGAAGGCCGAGGACGACGAGGAGAUCGACCUGGAGAGCAUAGACAUCGACAAGAUCGACGAGAACGACGGCGAGCAGAGCAACGAGGAGGAGGAGGACAAGGCCGAGCCCCUGAGGCCCAGCCAGGAGCAGAGCCCCGGGCCGGACCAGGGGCUGGCGGCCGGGCCGGAGGGCCUGAAGCCCAAGGAGCCCCUCGCCCUGGACGGCGGCAGCACCCGCAUCCUCAGCCCCGGGGCCCAGGGGGGCUUGCAGGGGGCUCCCCACGGCAAGCCCAAGAUCUGGUCCCUGGCCGAGACGGCCACCAGCCCGGACGGCAUCCUCAAGUCGUCGCCUCCUCCUCCUCCUCCGCCUCCUCCUCCUCCUGCUGCUGCCGCCGCCGCCCCCGGCCAGGUGGGCCACUCGCCCUCCCAGCUGCAGCACCCCUUCCUGCCCAGCCACGGACUCUACACCUGCCAGAUCGGCAAGUUUCACAACUGGACAACGGGGCUUUUCCUGGCCCAGAGUUCCCUGUUGAACGUCAGGUCCUUUCUGGGAGUAAAUCACCAUCACCACCACCAGCAUCACCGGCCAUCCCAACCACCACCUGCACCCGCAGCAGCAGCAGCAGCAGCAGCAGCAGCAGCAGCAGCCCACGGUGCUCUCGCCCACCCUGGGGGGGCUCGGUGGUGACAGACCCUCAGAGAGGACCAGCCCCAAACACACAG